Molecule: messenger RNA, 1032 nt
Organism: Ipomoea triloba (trilobed morning glory)
Lineage: Eukaryota; Viridiplantae; Streptophyta; Magnoliopsida; Solanales; Convolvulaceae
Product: FCS-Like Zinc finger 6-like
Exons: 2
Coding region: 200-664 (154 amino acids)
Source: RefSeq, a predicted model, not a curated record
AACCUCACUCUUUUUCUUCCCAGUCUCUCCCCUCUCUCACUCCCCUUCGCUAGUCUUCCCUCUCUCUCUUACUCUCCAGCUCGAUGUCGAGAAAUCUCUAAACUCCGCUUUCUCUUCCACUCUUCUACUUCUUCUUCGUUGACCUCUAGCGCCAUAGCUACUAUACUCGAGAUAAGCUGAUAUAGUGAUAGAGAGAGAAAUGUUGUUGGGAAAGAGAGCGAGGCAGUCCAUUAAUAGAACUACAAGCAUGUCGGAGUUCGCGUUGGAUCUCGGCAUCGAAGAGGCCUCGAUGGCGGCAUCGGCUAAUGAUUUCGAGCCGUUUGAUCCUCGUAACGCCUUCAAGGCCGGAGGCCUGCUCCGGCCGCCGGCCUCCGAUGCCGUAACCGCCAGAACGCUGAAUCGUCGGAGGUCGGCAGAUUUCACCGAAACCGCCCAUUUCCUGAGGGCUUGUUAUCUCUGUAAACGCUGCCUGAUCCCCAAUCGCGAUAUCUACAUGUAUAGAGGAGAUAGUGCAUUUUGCAGCUUAGAGUGCAGGCAACAACAUAUGGCUCAGGACGAGAGAAAAGAGAAAUAUCUACAGAUGACUUCUAACAAGAAGGAAACCGCAACAACCUCCUCCUCCGCCGGCGCCGGCGCCGCCGAAUCCGAAGCCACCGCCGUGUAGAUUAGUAUGUAUAGUAGUGGUAUAAAAUAGUGGACCGCUACGAAUCAAAGGCGAUAAAUAUAUGCGUACGAUGUGUUAUAUGUGGGUCUAACGAGUAUUGGAGGUUUGGCAGAAAUAAAAGAAAAUGUUAUUUUCACGUGGAUCCAACACGAUGUAAUAUUCAUGGCCACAAAUUUAAAUUGUAUAAUGCGUCCCAGGCCAGCUGAUGAUGAUGUUCAUUAUUGCUUUUGAGAAUGUAUGCAUGGAUCGGAGUUACUGAAAAUGCCUGCCAGAUUUUAUAUAUGUCUCAUAUGCUAAAAUAUUGUGUUUCAUAUGGUGUCACGUAACAUUUUUCAAUUUUCAUAUAAUAAAGCCUUAUUUGGUUCGAA